UGACCUGUCGUGUUCCCCAUGAUUCAGCGGGGGAGAAAACUGAUCUCAACAAUGACUUCCUUGGCAAGGCACAUACUCUAGUCAGGCUUUUGUGAGUACUUGUGCGACGGCGGCGCACCGAGCAGCUUAUUUCGGAAAAGCCAUCCUGUAGUUCAACAUCACCAGAAUAAAGAGAAAAGGAAGGAAGCUGAGUCGACUAUAUUUGCGCUUAGCUGAUCGUAGUGAUUUAGUCAGCAUCGCGGAGAAAGUAGGAGGAAGAGUUGAGUUUGUCAAUUUUAUAGCAUACUUCCAUCCGAGUAUUACUAGUUAUUCCGCAAGGCUACCGGUAUACUACCGAGGAGCGCAAGCAGUGCGGCUGCAGAAAUAGUCGCAUCAGUGCAGUCGACUAGUCCAGUUCAUGUGAUGUUGUCAACAUCAGUCCCAGUUAGCCAGAGUCAACUAGCAUAACUGAACAGAGAUUGGUAUUAUAAUAAUUAUUUAUUUCCCUUCCUCUGGUCGAGUGUCGGAGCUGAGAGCGUAUCCGAAACUCCUAAUUCGGCGAGCGCUUGACCCUGCGUGCGCGUACAUGUAUGUGUAUGGUCCCCUGCUCCAUUGUUCAGUAGUUUUACCUUCAGGCUGCUGCGAUUCGGCACUGGCCAUGUCGCCUAGGAGCGCUAAACACCCUUGCAUGACUUCCGUCCGGGGUCUCUGGCGAGUGGUUGCCAUCGCACUCCUCUGCUUUCUGGCCGCGACCUCGGCACGUUCAAUUGAUUUCGAUGAAGAAUUAGCUACUGGCCACGAGCGCCUUCGACAACUUGCACACCGCUAUGAGACGGUAGAUGUUGACACGGCUCACCACCUGCACGGAGUUCGGCAACGUCGAGCGACUCAAGGAGACAAUACAUAUAGCCACCCACCUUCGACCAACUUUGACAUCCAGGCCUUUGGGCAGACAUUUCGCCUGCAGCUGGAGUUAAAUACUAUGCUGUUACCGGUUGGCACACAAGUACGCUACUUCAAAGAGAAUGGAGAGCUUGUUGUGGAUCAUGAUGCUGUCAACUGCUAUUACCAGGGUGAGAUGGAUGGAUUUAGUCAUGGAGCAAGUCAUGCUGUAAUCAAUACAUGCAAUGGAAUUUCUGGAUCGUUUGGCGUAGGACCAGCUGGUCACAGGACAAUGGAGAGGACCUUUUUCAUUGAACCGCUGACCAAGGAACCCACUCCCAAUGGUACCCACCUUCAUGCCGUUUACAAAGCGGGCGACUCGAAAGAGAACGUUCACUUGGGGAGUUGUGGUGUAUCAACUAACAAAGGCCAAGACCAUGCAUCACCACUAGACCUUGCUGAGGGCAUUUUGAAUGUGGACACGGACACGGUGCACAUUCACCAGCGCACUAAACGCCAGACAUCCUCAUCGGUCACACGCUAUGUGGAGUUACUACUGGUGCUGGAUGCAACACUCUUUAACAGCUCUAGAGUAAAUCGCGACUUGACCGUUGCUGCAAAUCGGGCUCGUUCUGUCGCUAAUUUUGUUGAUUCGCUGUACAGACAACUGAACAUCCGAGUACCAUUAGUAGCUGUGGAGAUUUUCAACAUGGGAAACCGCUUUGUCACGUCAACCAUACCAGGUACACUGUUCAACAAUUUUAUCGCAUACAGAACCGCUCAACUUGUGGGUCGUAUUGCCCAUGACAAUGCACAACUAAUGUCUGGGAUAGACUUUGCUGGCUUCUCAACUGGAUUUACUCCGAUGUCCGGUAUGUGCUCAUUGACAAGAUCUGCAGGUGUCAACCAAGACACAGCAUCAGCGUUCUCAGCAGUAGCGGGCACAAUGGCGCACGAAAUGGGUCACAGUCUCGGAAUGCGCCAUGAGUAUUACCGCGUCUGUACAUGCACAGUUUCAUCUAGUGAUGGCGGAUGCAUAAUGGCUACCCACAAUUCCCGUAUUCUACCGUUGGUAUGGUCCGACUGCAGCCGCUAUGAUCUCAGCAUGUUUCUAUCACGCGGUGCUGGCUUCUGUAUGGACAACCAGCCAACAACACUAUUUGGUGACCCGGUAUGCGGCAAUGGGUUUGUGGAGGGCACCGAGCAAUGUGAUUGUGGCACAGCAGCACAGUGCACAGCAACAUGUUGUAAUCCAGCUACAUGUCGUUUCACCACCGGUUCUCAAUGCAGCGAUGGUCCAUGCUGUCAAAACUGCCGCUUUCUAGCUACGGGCACGCUCUGCCGCUCUGCUGCGAACAGCUGCGACGUAGCUGAGACAUGUUCAGGCCUGACGCACACUUGUCCCGAUGAUAUUUUUGCACAGAACGGUCAGACUUGCGGCUCGGGGUCAUUGGCAUCAUUUUGCUACGAUGGACAAUGCAACACUCACGAUACUCAGUGCAAGAGAACAUGGGGAACGCCUGCAGCCGUUGCUCCUCAGAUCUGCUACGAUCAAAACACGCAGGGCUCCGGCAAUGCCAACUGCGGUUCCACUUCAACCAACUACUUGAGGUGCGCAGCCACUGAUGCUCGAUGCGGUCGCCUUCAAUGUAUCGGCGGAGCAGACUUUACCAUAAUCUCGUCAACAAGCCGAACAGGCACCGUAACAGUAAGAUAUAGCCAAGGCACAGUGGUCUGCAAAUCCACUACAGUCCCACUAUAUUUGGACCUGGCCAAUUUCAGCUUAGUGGCCGACGGUUCUCCAUGUGGAUCAAGCUCUCUUUGCAUCAACCAACGUUGCAGAUCGAUAAGUUCACUUGGCACUACACCAUGUCCAUCAAGUGGUGGUAGGGUGUGUGCAGGAAAUGGUGUGUGCACAAAUCUCAACUCAUGCUUGUGUAACCGUGGCUGGACAGGUGCUGACUGCUCACGUCCUGUGAAUGGUCAGUGGAGUCCUUGGACAGUGUGGUCAGGCUGCUCCCAAUCCUGUGGUACAAGUGGCGUAAGAACACGCACCCGGGACUGUGAUAAUCCGCCGCCAAGCAAUGGUGGUACAGUAUGCCGUGGUGCAACUAGUGAACGAGAAACGUGCAACCGUGUUCAAUGUCCUGUUGACGGUGGCUGGUCAGUUUGGUCCGGCUUCUCUCCAUGUUCCGCUACUUGCGACUCUGGCUCACACAUGCGAACGCGUUCUUGCAACCAGCCAUCGCCAGCCAACGGUGGCAGGAGCUGCAGGCCUGAUGGUUUGGCAGUGGAAACCAACGUUGCCUACUGUCAGAGACCUUCCUGUUCUCAAUGGAAUAUCUGGGGAACCUGGUCAGGCUGCUCCCGUACCUGUGGUAUCGGUGCACGUAUGCGCAGGAGAACAUGUCCAGUUGCUAACAAUUGCCCAGGAUCAGCCACAGACACUGGCAGCUGUAACGUAUCAGCAUGUGAUAUGUCCAUACCUGGUCAGUGGACACAGUGGACAGGAUGGAGUCAAGUAGGUACUUGUUAUGGCUGUCCACGAGGUAGCUACAGGCAAAGGACUCGCAACUGCACAAGUCCAAAGCCAAUGAAAGGAGGUGCUCAGUGCUCGGGUGCACGUGAACAGCGCGGACCAUGUCCUGUGUGCCAAGAUGGUGGUUUCAGUGACUGGUCAGAAUGGCGUGGAAACUGCGAUGAAGAACAUAGCCAGAGUCGAAUGCGAGCAUGCACCAGCCCAACACCGGCUAAUGGUGGACUCAACUGCUCCGGUCCAACAACUGAUGAGCGCAUUUGUCCCAGGUUCUUGCCAUGGAGCGAUUGGGCUGAUAGUGGCAAUUGUUCACUAUGCGGUGAAGAUCCGGUAAACAACGUUCAAGUUCGCCAUCGUCAAUGUAACACAACUCGGGUUGCCCCAUGCACAGGUGACCUGAAUCAGACUCGGACUUGCCCGGCAUGCACCUCAGAAACCAACUCCACCUCCUGCCAGGAACCUUCCUGUUCUCAAUGGAAUAUCUGGGGAACCUGGUCAGGCUGCUCCCUUACCUGUGGUGUUGGUGCACGUGUGCGCAUGAGAACAUGUCCAGUUGCUGACAAUUGCCCAGGAUCAGCCACAGAUACUGGCAGCUGUAACGUAUCAGCAUGUGAUAUGUCCAUACCUGGUCAGUGGACACAGUGGACAGGAUGGAGUCAAGUAGGUACUUGUUAUGGCUGUCCACGAGGUAGCUACAGGCAAAGGACUCGCAACUGCACAAGUCCAAAGCCAAUGAAAGGAGGUGCUCAGUGCUCGGGUGCACGUGAACAGCGCGGACCAUGUCCUGUGUGCCAAGAUGGUGGUUUCAGUGACUGGUCAGAAUGGCGUGGAAACUGCGAUGAAGAACAUAGCCAGAGUCGAAUGCGAGCAUGCACCAGCCCAACACCGACUAAUGGUGGACUCAACUGCUCCGGUCCAACAACUGAUGAGCGCAUCUGUGCCAGGUUCUUGCCAUGGAGCGAUUGGGCUGAUAGUGGUAGUUGUUCACUAUGCGGUGAAGAUCCGGUAAACAACAUUCAAGUUCGCCAUCGUCAAUGUAACACAACUCGGGUUGCCCCAUGCACAGGUGACCUGAAUCAGUCUCGGACUUGCCCGGCAUGCACCUCAGAGCAGGCUGGCGGAGUAUCUGGAGGCGCUAUUGCCGGUAUUGUUGCUGCUGUGCUCGCCAUUCUGGCAGUUGCUGUUGCUGUCAUCCUUAUUGUGACAUGAAACAAUCUGGCAGUGGCUCCACAAUUCUGCCGCCAAGGCGUGUCAGUUUUUCAGAGGGGGGACGCUAGGCAGCAGAGUGAAUACGUCUUGGCCAGAGACUCACAUAAGCCUAAAGCCGCCGUCAUCCUACCGCCACGCACAGCCAACAGCCAACCCCCUCCACGGCGGAACCAGGCACCGCCGCCUCGACCUGUGGUUGCAUUUUCUACGCCGCUGGCCUAAAGAAAAGAAGACUGCAUAAUGAGAGAACCUGUUGAGCGAUGAUGAUAGAACCGACUUUAAGUAGAUUACACAAUCAUUGUGAUGUUAGAGUGCAUGUACACUGUACCAGUCUAUGGUGAUGUAUUUCUAAUGACCAUGGAACCCCAACACCCACA
Messenger RNA from Sycon ciliatum, 4983 nucleotides. RefSeq names its product SCO-spondin-like. The transcript has a single exon. NCBI's taxonomy places the organism in Eukaryota, Metazoa, Porifera, Calcarea, Leucosolenida, Sycettidae. Gene Ontology annotation, biological process: proteolysis. The coding region runs from base 566 to 4606 and encodes 1346 amino acids. Gene Ontology annotation, molecular function: metalloendopeptidase activity. The record is from RefSeq and is a predicted model, not a curated record.